Molecule: messenger RNA, 384 nt
Organism: Gongylonema pulchrum
Lineage: Eukaryota; Metazoa; Nematoda; Chromadorea; Rhabditida; Gongylonematidae
Source: the annotation of a GenBank genome assembly
AUGAGAUGGGAUGUUGAUGAUGACGGGAUGAUUGAGAACUCGGGUAUGCCCGACCAGACGUAUGACGUAUGGAGCAUGCAUGGCACCAGCGCUUAUUGCGGUGGUCUGUGGUUAUGCGCAUUGGAGUGUUAUCGACGAUUCAAUGAGGAGCUGGGUCACUCGCAUGAAGUGCACCGCAUUGAGGACAUAAUGCGGAAUGCUCGAUUGGCGUAUGGGAAAAAACUAUGGAAUGGGUAUUAUUUCAAUUUUGAUGAGCGCAGCAAUACAAUUAUGGCGGACCAAUUAUGCGGUUUCUGGUAUAUGUGCACAAUCGAUGACAUUAUUGAACCAGACCUGUUUGAUCGUGAAAUGGUGAGGAAGCAAAUUUUUUCACUGCUAGCUUAA